AUGAUUUUUCAAAAAAAAAAAAAAGAAAUCAUAAAUUACGAAAUAAUAAAGUUUUUUAUUUAUUGCAUAAUUUUAGAUUCUGAAUCAGAUAUUGAUCUUUUGGUGCCAGUAAAAAGUUUAUUAAAUGAUCGUAUCGAGCUUUACAAAGCUAAAGGUCUCGAAGGUUUUCCUGCUGUUGGAAUUAAGCGUGGUGUCGAAAUUGUUGUACCAUAUCGACAGUAUCUUCCGCGAAAAUUUUUUCGAAAUUUUGCAUUUACAGCAGUAAUUCGACCGGAUGAUCGUCAAGGAGGAUAUUUGUUUGCUGUUGUUAAUCCACUUGAUACAGUUGUUGAUCUUGGUGUUUUACUCGAAUCUGCCGGUGACAAUCAAACAAAUAUUACAUUACUUUAUACGGAUUCAAGUAAAGAAACGGAAACCAAAGCGUUAGCAUCAUUUUUGGUACCGGAAUUUACAAAAAAUUGGGCAAAAUUUGCAUUAGAAAUUCAAGAAGAUAAUGUCAUAUUGUAUUUUCGAUGUAUACGUUUUGCAACCAGACAAGUUAAACGAAAACCGGUUCAGCUAGUAAUGGAUGAUGCUCAUAAAUUAUACAUUGCAAGCGCUGGGCCAAUUCUACGCAAAGAAUUUGAG
This is a messenger RNA of Loa loa (African eye worm), 627 nucleotides long. RefSeq lists its product as hypothetical. The transcript has 4 exons. NCBI's taxonomy places the organism in Eukaryota, Metazoa, Nematoda, Chromadorea, Rhabditida, Onchocercidae. The record is from RefSeq and is a predicted model, not a curated record. The annotation marks the transcript as partial.